Messenger RNA from Caenorhabditis sp. 36 PRJEB53466, 1098 nucleotides. The record is from the annotation of a GenBank genome assembly. Lineage: Eukaryota; Metazoa; Nematoda; Chromadorea; Rhabditida; Rhabditidae.
AUGAACUGCCUUCUCAUAUGCUUAAUCGUUCACAAAUCUCCGAAAGCCCUCGGCGCCUAUCGCUAUCUCAUGAUUUAUAUUUCUGUUUUCGAAAUUGGUUACGCGUUCUUCGACCUCUCAUUGAGACCUGUAAGUUAGUCGAAAAUGAACGGAUUGAGAUCAUGCUCUCCACAGGAAGUGGCCACUAAAGGAACCCAUUGGCUAGUGACUCUUGACGCUAACCUAACAUUUCUUCCAUAUCCAGUUCUCUACAUAAGUCUUUGUACGGAGACGUUAAAAUUGAACACCACUAGUUUCUUUUUCAGUGGCCUGGUGCGGCUCUUUCGGAAUUUUUUUGGCAAACUUCGCUGUUCACUUCAUUUUCCGCUACCUCGCAGUUAUUGGGGAGCAAAAGUGGACGUCUUCAAGCGGUUUCAGAUUCUGGAUUUUGAUGAGCUCUUCCGCAAUUUACGGAUUUCUUUGGACACUUUCUGUGCAUAUAUUCGAACCGCGCACUGACGAAAUGGACGAGUUUAUAAGGUUCUCAUAGCAUGCACAGUGUCUGCAGUGCCUGAUAUUUUCAGAACUGAAAUGUCAAGUCUGAAAGGAGUUCCAAUCGAGGAAGUUGUAUACGUCGGUUUCAGUUUCUACGAAAAGAUAUCGGAUACUGAAGAAGUUAUAAAUUGGAACAGUGCCGUCGGAACUCUCCUGCUUUCUCUAUUUAUCGUAAGGUCGGAAAAGGAACGGUGUGAAUGAAGAGAGUCAAUUCAGGCAAUCUCCUCAACUGCAAUGUUCUAUUUCGCUACGAAAUGCUAUUUGGCAAUCAAAGAGCUAACCGAUGAGACCAUAAAAUCGUCGAAAGCAAAAUCACUCCAAGCGCAGCUAUUUUUCGCGUUGGUGUUCCAGGCUUCUAUUCCAAUGGUUCUCAUGCAUAUUCCGUGCAGUUUAGUGUUGUUGACCACGUUUUUCGCGAAAACCGAGGAGUUCUUCGGACAGGUUCUCACAGUCAGCAUCGCUCUCUUUCCGGCUAUCGACCCGUUGCCAAGUAUGAUCAUCAUUAAAGCCUAUCGGAAUGCGAUCAUCGGUUUGUGUGCUGGAAUUUAUACAAGAGCAGAAUAG